AUGAAUGCGUUUUUUGAUGGAUAUGUAAAUCCAAAAACUACAUUGAAGCAAUUCGUUGAACAAUAUGACAUUGCCUUGAGAAAUAAGGUAGAGAAAGAGAAGAAAGCAGACUUCAAGUCUCGACACAAAUUGUUUGGUUGUCUAACUAUAUAUGGUUUUGAGAAGCAAUUUCAGCAAGCCUACACCAAUGCGAAAUUCAAAGAAGUUCAAGGAGAUUUGAAGAGAUUAGUUUACUAUCAGGCGGUGAUUGUGAAAGAGGAGGGAUCAAUUUCUACAUAUAAUGUCCAAGAAGCGAUGGUAGUUUGUGAGAAGAUGAAGCAUGUGGACUUUGUUGUCUAUUUUAAUUCAACUGAAUGUGAAGUUCAAUGCAUGUGUCGGUUUUUUGAGUUUAGAGACAUUAUGUGUGCUCACUCACUCGCUGUGCUUGUCAGAAGAUGCAUAAAUGAGGUGCCAAGUAAAUAUAUUUUGCCCCGAUGGAGAAAAGAUGUAGAUAGAGAAUACGCAUGCAUCAAAACCACAUACACCGGCUUUGGAAAUGAUUUCAAUGUAAGUACCUAUGAGAGGAUGAACAAAAAAUUGAUUGUCAUUGUACAACUUGCUGGUAACUCUGAAGGCAAAACUAGAAUUAUAGACCUUGGGCUGGAUGAAAUCAAGGAGAGAGUCAUGAAAGAAGAAUCCGGUGAUAGGAGUAAUUUACCAUGUUCCACAAAAGUCCGAUUCACACCGGUUCUACACAAGGAGGCUACCAAGUUGCUUCGAUUUGAAGCUCAAGCUCAAGCUCAAGCUAAAGCUAAAGCUAACGCUACUGCAUAUACACCGUAUUAUCCUUAUAUGGUUGGCACACAAAAUAGUAUGUAUGUACCGGUGACCCAUGGUAUUGGAGGCACGUCUCUUACUCUAUCGGACUUCAUAAGUGGCACACAGGGAAGUUCGAUGAGUGCUGCAACUCAAAUUUAUGGUUCUGCAUCUCUAACCCCAUCAGCUUCUCAUGCAUGCACACCAGGAAGCUUGGAUAUUACAGACUUGUUUGACUAG
Molecule: messenger RNA, 1035 nt
Organism: Camellia sinensis
Lineage: Eukaryota; Viridiplantae; Streptophyta; Magnoliopsida; Ericales; Theaceae
Source: RefSeq, a predicted model, not a curated record